CCGCCACCACAGUCCACAGCACAGCAUACAAGUCCGGCGAGUCGGCGAGCGUAGAGACACGUAGAGACGCGGCGCGUAAAGAGCUUAGCGGAUCGGAAUCGAACGGGAGCGAGUGUCGGAGGUGAUUUCUCUGUUCUCUCGAUCGCUGUGUCUUCUAAGCACGCCUGGACGGAGAAGAACGCGCAACGCGGCGCAACGCAUACGCACACGUCAAGCGGGCACGCUACGCACUGCAGGCAAACAUCGGGUAGCAUUCGCUGUCCGCGCACUGCCCGGUGACCGACCGUGUUGGUUCGGCCGUGUCCGUCCGUCAUAUUAUAUUCCCGGCUCUCCGACCCGAGAGAGAGAGAGAGAGAGAGAGAGAGAGAGCGUGAUUGUGUGAAAGAGAGAGAGAGAGAGAACAAGGUUGCUGGCACGUAGUUGGUGUUGCGACGCAACGAGGAGGCGGAGGAGAGAGGAAGAGAGUAUAGAGACGGAACGGCCGAUACGUUCGCGGUACGGAGCGAAGCGAGGACGAGCGGAUCGGGGACCGACUGCCGGCCAUGGAGAAGCGGAUAGAGCUCGAGAAGCGGGGAAGGAAGCCCGGCGACAUCAAAGAACUUGUUCUUGAUAAUUGCCGGAGUACGCAAAUUGUGGGUUUGACAAAUGAAUUCAGCGCUCUGGAGUCAUUGAGUCUUAUCAAUGUGGGUCUUACCAGUCUAAAAGGCUUCCCAAAGUUGUCCAGCCUUAAAAAGUUGGAGUUAAGCGACAAUCGGAUUUCGGGAGGUUUAAAUCUGCUCGAUUCGAGCCCGAAGUUGACUCACCUAAAUUUGAGUGGAAACAAGAUUAAAGAUCUUGAUACGCUACAACCAUUGAAAGAAUUCAAGAAUCUGAAAAGUCUAGAUUUGUUCAAUAAUGAAGUGACAAAUAUGGAUAAUUAUAGGGAGAAAGUCUUCAAUCUUAUUCCCAGUCUACGAUAUCUUGACGGAUAUGACGCUGAUGAUUGCGAAGUCGACAGUGAUGGGGAGGAUGAUGAAGUCAAUGGAAACGAAGAUGGAGAAGGAGGUGGCAACGAAGAAGACAGUGAAGAAGUUUCAGAUGAAGAAGACGAGGAUUUCCUAGAUGAUGAUCCAGGAUUAGAUAUUGUCUAUAAGGAAAAGCUUGUGGACAGUGAUGAAGAGGAUUAUAUGGGUGAAGAAGAGGAAGAAGAUGACGAUGAGGAUAAUGAAGAUGAUGAGCAAGAAGAAGAGGAAGAAGAGUCUCCUGUUCGAGGAAAGAAAAGAAAAAUUGAUGAUGUGGGAGAGAACGCUUAAGAUGGAGGGCUGUCUCUGAUAUUGUUGAAUGAGUGUAAAAUUCAUAUAAAUAAUAACAAUAAUUGCGACGCCGAGUGAACAGCUGGGAAUCAAACUAAUUGACCGACCAAUGACAGACUACAGUUAGUGAUAUGAAUUUAUCAGUAAAUCAUUGACUGCGAGGAAAUUGUCUGUGUAACAACAAAAAAUUUAUCGUACGGUAGAGGAUACGGAAUGUGAAUGGAUGUGGAAGGUGUGAGAAAAACUAGGAAGGAUAAUGAUGGCAUAAAAAUAGGGCUGCAUUCCAGCUGGACACAGCACAGUUUUAGUUAUACUAACGAUAUUUUAUAUAGAGUAUAUAGAGUUAGAGAGUAUUAGUGGUGUUGCAUAAA
Molecule: messenger RNA, 1663 nt
Organism: Trachymyrmex septentrionalis
Lineage: Eukaryota; Metazoa; Arthropoda; Insecta; Hymenoptera; Formicidae
Gene: Mapmodulin
Product: acidic leucine-rich nuclear phosphoprotein 32 family member A-like
Exons: 8
Coding region: 543-1292 (249 amino acids)
Cellular component (GO): nucleus
Molecular function (GO): histone binding
Source: RefSeq, a predicted model, not a curated record